AAAGCCACAGUUAGAUAUUUUAAUGAGCAGCAACAGAGGAAAGUGCCAACCCUGGAUGACAUUUUAGAGGAGAUCGGCGAAUUUGGCAGGUUCCAAAAGCAAACCUUUUUCGUCCUGUGUUUGCUCUCUGCCACCUUCACUCCCAUUUACGUGGGUGUCGUCUUCUUCGGGUUCACCCCCGAGCACCGCUGCUUCAGCCCCGGUGUGGCGGAGCUGAGCCGGCGCUGCGGCUGGAGCCUGGCGGAGCAGCUGAACCACACCGUGCCCGAGUGGGGCGGCCACGGGGCCACUUUUGACAGCCGCUGCAGGAGGUACGACGUGGACUGGAACGCGACGGGCCUCAGCUGCACCCUGGGCAGCCUCACGGGCAACCGGAGCUCCGUCCCCCUCAGCCCCUGCCAGGACGGGUGGCUCUACGACUACCCAGGGACCUCGCUUGUCACCGAGUUUAACCUGGUGUGUGAGGACUCCUGGAAGCUUGACCUCUUUCAGUCAUGUGUAAAUGCUGGAUUUUUUAUUGGCUCCAUGGUCAUCGGGUACAUGGGAGACAGGUUUGGCUGCAAGCUCUGCCUCCUGAUCACAGUGCUCAUCAAUUCGGUCUCAGGGGUUCUCGUGGCCUUCGCACCCAGCUACACAUGGGCAGUGGUCUUCCGUCUGGUCCAGGGACUGGUCACUAAGAGGGGCUGGCUGACCGGCUACAUCCUUACUGCAGAAUUUGUUGGCCUAAGCUUCCGGAGAACCGUGGGCGUUAUCUACCAGCUGGCCUUCACCGUGGGGCUGCUCAUCUUCACUGCUGUGGCUUACAUGCUCCAGCACUGGAGGUGGCUUCAGCUGGCUGUCACCCUGCCCAAUUUCUUCUUCCUACUCUACUAUUGGUGUCUGUCUGAGUCUCCCAGGUGGCUGAUAACUCAGAAGCAAAACGACAAAGCCAUGGAAGUUAUUAAGCGCAUUGCCAGGGGAAAUAAGCAGCUACCUCUCUUGUUCCAGCAUAUCAGAUCCGAGGACAAUGAUGGAGAAAAGCUGAAACCUUCAUAUCUAGACCUGGUCAGGACACCUCAGAUAAGAAAGCACACAUGCAUUUUGAUGUACAGUUGGUUCAUGAGCUCCAUCCUGUACCAGGGGCUCAUCAUGCACAUGGGAAUAGCCGGUGGGAACAUCUACCUGGAUUUCCUCUAUUCUGCUCUUGUUGAGUUCCCAGCUGCUUUCAUCCUUUUGCUUACAGUGGAUCGCAUCGGCCAUCGCUACCCAUGGGCUGUGGCAAACAUGCUGACAGGUGGUGCCUGCCUUGUUACAGCAUUAGUCCCAGACACUCUUUAUUGGCUUAAAAUGACCGCAGCUUACCUGGGAAGGAUGGGAAUUACCAUGUGCUAUGAAAUGGUCUGCUUGGUAAACCCUGAGCUGUAUCCCACUUUUCUCAGGAACCUGGGAGUGCUGGCCUGCUCAUCCAUGUGCGACCUCGGCGGGACCAUAACACCCUUCACCGUGUACAGAUUUGCAGCGCUCUGGCACGAGCUGCCCCUGGUUGUCUUUGCUGUGAUCACUUUCAUCGGUGGCAGCUUGGUUCUGCUCCUACCUGAGACCAAGGGAAAAACUCUGCCUGAGACCCUUGAAGAUGCUGAAAACAUGCACAGGCAAAAGAGAAGAAAAGAAAAUAUGAUUUAUCUCCAAGUUCUGACUUCAAAAGCCACUCCCAAGUAAAAG
Molecule: messenger RNA, 1701 nt
Organism: Oxyura jamaicensis (ruddy duck)
Lineage: Eukaryota; Metazoa; Chordata; Aves; Anseriformes; Anatidae
Product: solute carrier family 22 member 2-like
Biological process (GO): transmembrane transport
Cellular component (GO): membrane
Source: RefSeq, a predicted model, not a curated record